Molecule: messenger RNA, 4337 nt
Organism: Octodon degus (degu)
Lineage: Eukaryota; Metazoa; Chordata; Mammalia; Rodentia; Octodontidae
Gene: Esyt1
Product: extended synaptotagmin 1
Exons: 31
Coding region: 133-3453 (1106 amino acids)
Biological process (GO): lipid transport
Molecular function (GO): lipid binding
Source: RefSeq, a predicted model, not a curated record
AGCCGUCGGGGGGGCGUGGCUUGGGGGUCCCCUCCCCCACACCGGGGCGCAAGGUUUACAAGGGGGUAGCUGGCGGCGGGCGAGGCCACCUCCAGAGGUCUCAGAUCAGGCAGUACUCUCAGAAGUGGCACGAUGGAGCGCUCUCGGGGAGAAGACUCUAGCCCCAGCCCCCGCCCCAGCCCCACGGACCAGCCCUCUGCUCCCUCCGACCCCUCUGACCAGCCCCCUGCUGCUCACGCAAAGCUGGACCCUGAUUCCGGGCUCCCACCUGCUGGCCCAGGCGCUGGGAGUGAGGCGCUGGCGGUGCUGACUUCGUUCGCGCGGCGCUUGUUGGUGCUGGUGCCCGUGUACCUGGCCGGGGCAGCGGGACUCAGCGUGGGUUUCGUGGUUUUCGGCCUCGCCCUCUAUCUGGGCUGGCGCCGGGUCCGAGACGAAAAAGAACGGAGUCUCCGGGCGGCGAGGCAGCUGCUGGACGACGAGGAGCGGCUCACAGCCAAAACGCUGUACCUGAGCCAGCGAGAACUACCUGCCUGGGUCAGCUUCCCAGAUGUGGAAAAAGCUGAAUGGCUGAACAAGAUUGUAGCCCAGGUCUGGCCCUUUUUGGGCCAGUAUAUGGAGAAGCUUCUGGCUGAAACAGUGGCACCAGCUGUCCGGGGAUCUAACCCCCAUCUGCAAACAUUUACAUUCACACGCGUGGAACUGGGAGAAAAGCCAUUGCGCAUCAUAGGAGUCAAGGUCCACCCUAGCCAAAGAAAAGAUCAGAUCCUGUUGGACUUGAACAUCAGCUAUGUAGGUGAUGUGCAGAUUGAUGUGGAAAUAAAGAAAUACUUCUGCAAAGCAGGAGUCAAGGGCAUGCAGCUACAUGGCAUCUUGCGGGUGAUUCUUGAACCACUCAUGGGAGACCUUCCUAUCGUGGGGGCUGUGUCUAUGUUCUUCAUCCGACGCCCGACUCUAGACAUCAACUGGACAGGGAUGACCAACCUGCUGGAUAUCCCAGGACUUAGCUCUCUCUCUGACACCAUGAUCAUGGAUUCCAUUGCUGCCUUCCUCGUGUUGCCCAAUCGACUGUUGGUGCCUCUCGUGCCUGACCUUCACGAUGUGGCCCAGUUGCGCUCACCUCUGCCCCGGGGCAUUAUUCGGAUUCACCUGCUGGCUGCUCGUGGGCUGAGUUCCAAGGACAAAUACGUGAAAGGCCUGAUUGAGGGCAAGUCGGACCCCUAUGCACUUGUGCGUGUGGGCACCCAGACAUUCUGCAGUCGUGUCAUCAACGAGGAGCUCAACCCUCAGUGGGGAGAGACUUAUGAGGUGAUAGUACAUGAGGUACCCGGGCAGGAGAUCGAGGUGGAAGUGUUUGACAAGGACCCAGAUAAAGACGACUUUCUGGGCAGAAUGAAGCUGGAUGUAGGGAAGGUGCUACAGUCUGGAGUACUGGAUGAUUGGUUCCCUCUACAAGGUGGCCAAGGCCAAGUUCACUUACGGCUAGAAUGGCUGUCACUUUUGCCAGAUGCAGAGAAACUGGAGCAGGUUCUACAGUGGAACCGGGGCGUCUCCUCGAAACCAGAGCCUCCUUCAGCUGCCAUCCUAGUUGUCUACCUGGACCGAGCCCAGGAUCUUCCUUUGAAGAAGGGGAACAAGGAGCCCAACCCCAUGAUACAGCUGUCAAUUCAGGAUGUGACCCAGGAGAGCAAGGCAGUCUACAGCACCAACAGCCCAGUGUGGGAGGAAGCUUUCCGCUUCUUUCUGCAAGAUCCUCGAAGCCAGGAGCUUGAUGUGCAGGUGAAGGACGAUUCCAGGGCGUUGACUUUAGGGGCGCUGACCCUUCCUCUGGCUCGCCUGCUCACUGCCUCAGAACUCACUCUCGACCAGUGGUUCCAGCUCAGUGGCUCUGGCCCGAACUCCAGGCUCUACAUGAAACUGGUCAUGCGGGUCCUGUACUUGGAUUCCUCACAAGUCUGCUUCCCCACGGUGCCUGGCACCGCUGGGGCUUGGGAGCUGGACAGCGAGAGCUCCCCGAUGGGCAGCAGUGUGGAUGCUCCACCUCGGCCCUCUCGCACCACUCCUGACAGCCACUUUGGGACUGAGAACGUGCUUCGGAUUCAUGUAUUAGAGGCCCAGGACCUGAUUGCCAAAGACCGUUUCUUGGGGGGACUGGUGAAGGGCAAGUCAGACCCCUAUGUCAAACUAAAGCUGGCGGGACGAAGCUUCCGGAGCCAUGUUAUUCGGGAAGAUCUCAACCCUCGCUGGAAUGAGGUUUUUGAGGUGAUCGUCACAUCGAUUCCAGGCCAAGAGCUAGAGGUUGAAGUCUUUGACAAGGACUUGGACAAGGAUGACUUUCUGGGCAGAUGUAAAGUGAGUCUCACCGCAGUCCUAAGCAGUGGCUUCCUGGAUGAGUGGCUGGUCCUGGAGGAUGUCCCAUCUGGCCGCCUGCACUUGCGCCUGGAGCGUCUGACCCCCCGGCCCACUGCUGCUGAUUUAGAGGAGGUGCUGCAGGUGAACAGUCUGAUCCAGACACAGAAGAGCGCAGAACUGGCGGCAGCCUUGCUGUCUGUCUACCUAGAACGGGCUGAGGGCCUGCCGCUCCGAAAAGGCACCAAGCCUCCCAGCUCUUAUGCUACUCUUACUGUAGGGGAGACAACUCAUAAAACUAAGACAGUUUCCCAGUCAUCGGCCCCCGUCUGGGAUGAGAGUAUGUCCUUUCUCAUCAGGAGGCCACCUUCCGAGAACCUGGAGCUUCAGGUGCGGGGUGAGGGAACAGGCGCCCUGGGCUCAUUGUCGCUGCCCAUUUCGGAACUCCUGGAGGCAGAGGGGCUCUUCCUCGACCGCUGGUUCACGCUCGCCAAUGGUCAGGGCCAGGUGCUGCUGAGAGCACAGCUGGGGAUCCUGGUGUCUCAGCACUCAGGCGUGGAAGCCCACAGCCACAGCGCCUCCUCCUUGGCCGAGGAGCCCGAGCUCUGGGGCGGACAUUCUCACACUGCUGCCUCCUCCUCGGCCCCAGAGCUCCGCCAACGCCUCAUCCAUGGUGACAGCCCUGUCGAGGCUCCCGCGGGGCCUCUGGGCCAGGUGAAGCUGACCAUAUGGUACUACGGUGAAGAGCGAAAGCUGGUCAGCAUUGUCCACGGCUGCCGGGCCCUUCGGCAAAAUGGACGGGAUCCCCCUGACCCCUAUGUGUCAUUGUUGCUACUGCCAGACAAGAACCGAGGCACCAAGAGGAAGACCUCUCAGAAGAAGAGGACCCUGAAUCCUGAAUUUAAUGAACGGUUUGAGUGGGAACUGCCCAUGGACGAGGCGCUCAGGCGAAAGCUGGAUGUCUCGGUGAAGUCCAGUUCCUCCUUCAUGUCUAGAGAGCGUGAGCUGCUGGGGAAGGUGCAGCUGGAUCUGGCCGAGACAGAUCUGUCCCAGGGCUUGGCCCAGUGGUAUGACCUGACAGAUGACAAGGACAAGGGUAGCUCCUAGGAGCUGGCAGUGACCAGCUGGACUCCGCCCUGUUUCUGCCUUGCCUGUCGCCACAUCACUGCCUCAAUGUGAUGAACCCAAAGCCAGGGCCUCAGGCUGAGCCCUUUGGCCCUUUGCCCUCAGGCCUGAACUAGGGCCUUUGCCUGACCAAAGAGAAGUACCCCACGUUCUCCUUUACUGCAUGGCCUUCAUCCUUGGGCCCUGGGGCCGGGCCUGGGCUGGCUAUUUCCUGCUCUGCCUGCACGCUGUUCUCCUUAUUCUACUCCUCAGGGCCUUCAUACCCGUGCCUGACCACUGGCAGCACCAGCAGUGGCAUUAGCUUGCGCCAAAUAGAUUCCGGAAGGACCUUUCUUUCUCUGGAUGGGCCCCUUCCCUGCCACGGGCACUGGGGGUGGAUGUGUGGGGAAAGAAGAUAGCUAAGCUCCUCAGCUGUGGGCCUCUUGUACUACUGCAUGUAACAAACGCACAGCGAAGCAGGCCGCAUCCAGUCCUGUCCCCAUCUUCAUCCAGCCUAUCCUGGAAACACCAUUAGGAUGACAGGCCAGUCUCCUGGUUCCAGUGGUGAAUCAGGAAAACUUGUUCUACCUAAACCUUCAAGCAGUGGGUGCCAGUCUUGAAGCCCCAAGCUGGUGAAGUGAGAUGGCCUUAAAGGACUCAGGACGGCAAAGCCAAUUUUUUUUGUCCAAGUGCCUGGGUUAUAAACUCACAGACCAGAACUAAAUCUGAUGUUCUUACUUUUGCACCAACUCUGUCAAUCCACUGUAUCUUACAUUAAACAUUUUACUCAAACCAGCUGUGGUAUUCUCCUUAAGCAAUGGGAAUCUAAAGCUGGGCGUAGUGGUGCACAUCAUCAUGAGGGAGGCUGAGGCAGGAGGAUCGCUGCA